AACCCAGCUACCGGCAUGGAUCCCCCUAUCAUUUUUUUCGUCAACGUCAACAUCAACAUGUAUCUCGAGCGCAUGAAGUACGCUAGGUCUCGUGGCCAUUUCAGCAAGUGCAGGCUCGAUUUGUUACGCGCUUUCAUUCCGCUUCAGUCUCUGUCCCACGCUGUGCUUCACUGUCACCAGUUCCCUCUGAAACCGCUGCUCAGGAACUGGGCUUCCGGUGGACGUCGUCGCCAGCCAAUGACGAGCAUUUCCGACAUAUCGGGUGAAAGGUCGGGCGAGACGCCGGUCGAAGGUUGGGGUGAAAGGUCGCCUGAGGAAGGGAGCGAAAAGUCGCCUGAGGACAGGAGCGAAAAGUCGCCUGAGGAUAGGAGCGAAAAGUCGCCUGAGGAAGGGAGCGAAAAGUCGAGUGAAGAGUCGCUUGGAGAGGCGUUUGCGCGAGGAACUUCUGUUUCGGAAAUAUCGGCUGACAUUCAUAGCGGGGAGCAUGAGAGAACCACGCAUACCGAAGUCUUCAGCGGUGAGCGGAGCGGUGUUACAUCUGGAUCCUCGGCUGCCACGUCCGGGACAACUACCGUGGGAGAGACCAGCACCAGCUCUGAGGAAUUCGGUUUCUUUCCACCCGUCGGCAGCGAACGAUUCGCGGCCAUGAUGGCUACUAUCGUCCUCGCACUCGUCAGUGCUGCCCUGUUCGCGUAUCUGUUCAAAAUACUCUGUCAUCCCGAUAUUGACGAUGAUGACCUAGGAAUCCCAGUAACAAGUAACGCAUUUAUAACACUCUCUCACUUUCUGAUAUACGUAUAUGCUUAGAAUUGUCACGUUGUUCACGUUUGCCAUGUAGUAGUCAAGUGAAUGCUGGGUCGGUACUUAUUUUACACCUCAAAUGCAAAUACCACGCAUAUUGUGAAACAUGAAACACGGUACACAUGAGUUAGGGGUAGAGACAAUGAGGUUUCCCAACAAAAACGGACAACGGGUGUGGAGAAGACGUGAAAAGACGUAAGUAUUUCUGUAAGGUUCCUCCGUUCAUCCUUGCUUUCCUGCAUUGUUUUGGGACAUGCCAUUCGUUAGGUGGACUUUUCCGAACGCGCUUUGUCUAGCACGAUACAACGCGUAAGUAUAACCACAAUAUUUCCAGUUCAGGGAAAUAAGGUUGUCGUGCUUUAUUCGUAUUCCUCCAUAACCAAGGUAAAUAUGUGUCAACAUCGUUGGAUAUCUAUGGGACUCACCAAAGGGUUCGAGCAAAGUUUGCAAAAUGGCAAGUCAUUCGGCUUUCUCUCAACCAUUUUGUCCUAAACCAACAUCAUAAUUAAAUGCAAUCGUUGUUCGUAGCUGCGCUGGUUGGGGUUUGUUGACGUAUAGUUUGGUUCAUGUCAAAGAUUCCUCAGAAGGUCAACAACAACAACAACAACUUUAUUUGAUGAAGAAUGGGGGGCGAUGCUCUACCCCAUUGCUUGUGGUGAUGUGGGGAAGAAAUGAUUUAGUAUAGCAUAUCCUCCAGUAUACAUCAUUUCACGCGUGCUGUCUGACAUUCAUGAUUGAAGCCACGGUAUAAGGACGAGGCCUCAUGGCAUCGACAGAGCUUUCCAUGCCGUGACCACGACGUGAUCACGGGAGCGGGCUUAUCCUCCUCUACGCCAACAGAAAACCAUCGACUCAUCAUGCUCGCACCGGACUGCAACACGGAUCUAGCACCUUGGAAUUGCGCUGUCACGUAUAUUAAUGGAAGUUUAUUUCCAGCUUUAUACGACUGACGCCUCCCAAAGGUUCCCGUGGCUCAGGGACCAAGAUGACCGCCUUCCACACGGAGACUGCGAGGUGACAUGGGUUCGAAUUCAUCCCCGCAUCACCUGUGUUGUCUGCGCCGUUCCCCGAGGAUUCUGCCCAGGAAGACUAUCUCUCCCGAGCAACGUGCAGUCAUAUCGGCGGGCAGAGUGCUUGCUUUCAUGUGCCAGACAAUCCAGCCGGGGGCUAUCACAAGAACCCUGUAGAUCACAGUUGUCUCGCGACGUAAACCCCCAAGAACCCUGCUCCGCUGACCUUCACAAUUUUGUUGGGUUGAAUGGGUUGGGUUGGGUUGACGGGUCCUGUGUCAAUAGCUCUCUAACAGGAAUACAGUUGAUGCCAAUGGAAGCGUGCCAGUGCGUACGGAGCCGCAUGCCACGAAUUCAGGUGUAGACCGUCCACGUUCGUUGAGCACGCCAGUCUGCCUCGCUCAAGUUGGACUGGUUGUAGCAGGCCUCACAGCUGGAAGAAGCACCAAAGACUGUCAUUGCGGACCGUCAAUUGGGAAAGAGCAUACAGAUGCUCUUUUUUAUUUAUUGCAGUUGAUAGAAAUACGUGUAUAUGUGUGAAUGAAAUCUCCAACCGCACAGUAGCCACAAAGAUCGUGAGCAAAAAUAGUCUCGAUAUUUAGUAAAAAAUAAAGGUUCUAAAGCGUU
Molecule: messenger RNA, 2438 nt
Organism: Ornithodoros turicata
Lineage: Eukaryota; Metazoa; Arthropoda; Arachnida; Ixodida; Argasidae
Exons: 4
Coding region: 16-807 (263 amino acids)
Source: RefSeq, a predicted model, not a curated record